CCGCCGCCGGCGUGCGUGCCCGCAGCGCUGGUGCGCUUGGCGCGCGGCCUCCUACCCACUUGGAGGCCCUGCGUUUGCCCCGGCAUCGCGAGCGCAGGACAGCGACCGGAGUCCUGGGCUGGAGUCAGACUCCGGCCUUGGAGAAGAUGGAAGGGGAGAGAAGGCCGGUGCCGGGCCCGCCCGCCGAGGGCCUACUUGCAGACGGGCACCUGAUCCUGUGGACGCUGUGCUCGGUGCUGCUGCCGGUGUUCAUCACCUUCUGGUGUAGCCUGCAGAGGUCGCGCCGGCAACUGCACCGCCGGGACAUCUUCCGCAAGAGCAAGCACGGGUGGCGCGACACGGACCUGUUCAGCCAGCCCACCUACUGCUGCGUGUGCGCUCAGCACAUUCUGCAGGGUGCCUUCUGCGACUGCUGCGGGCUCCGAGUGGACGAGGGCUGCCUCAAGAAGGCCGACAAACGCUUCCAGUGCAAGGAGAUCAUGCUCAAGAAUGAGGGCAAGGCCUCGGACGCCAUGCCCCACCACUGGAUCCGAGGCAACGUCCCCCUAUGCAGUUACUGUGUGAUUUGCAAGCAGCAGUGCGGCAAUCAGCCCAAGCUCUGCGACUACAGGUGUAUUUGGUGUCAGAAAACAGUACAUGAUGAGUGCAUGAAAAAUAGCUUGAAGAAUGAAAAGUGUGAUUUUGGAGAAUUCAAAAAUAUCAUCAUUCCACCAAGUUAUUUAACUUCCAUUAACCAGAUGCGUAAAGACAAAAAAACAGAUUAUGAAGUGCUAGCCUCUAAGUUUGGAAAACAGUGGACCCCAGUAAUAAUCCUGGCCAACUCUCGUAGUGGAACUAACAUGGGAGAAGGACUAUUGGGAGAAUUUAGGAUCCUGUUAAAUCCAGUCCAGGUUUUUGAUGUAACUAAAACUCCUCCUAUCAAAGCCCUACAACUUUGUACUCUUCUUCCCUAUUACUCAACUCGAGUGCUUGUUUGUGGAGGAGAUGGGACUGUGGGCUGGGUCCUGGAUGCAGUUGAUGAAAUGAAGAUUAAGGGACAAGAAAAAUACAUUCCACAGGUUGCAGUCUUGCCUCUUGGGACAGGCAAUGAUCUGUCCAAUACACUGGGUUGGGGUACAGGUUAUGCUGGAGAAAUCCCAGUUGCACAGGUCCUAAGAAAUGUAAUGGAAGCAGAUGGAAUCAAACUAGAUCGAUGGAAAGUUCAGAUAACAAAUAAAGGAUACUACAACUUAAGGAAACCCAAGGAAUUCACAAUGAACAACUAUUUUUCUAUUGGACCUGAUGCUCUCAUGGCGCUCAAUUUUCAUGCUCAUCGUGAGAAGGCACCAUCUCUGUUUUCUAGCAGAAUUCUUAAUAAGGCUGUGUAUUUAUUCUAUGGAACCAAAGAUUGUUUAGUGCAAGAAUGUAAAGAUUUGAAUAAAAAAGUUGAGCUAGAACUGGAUGGUGAGCAAGUACAGCUGCCUAAUUUGGAAGGUAUCAUCGUUCUGAACAUCGGCUACUGGGGUGGUGGCUGCAGACUGUGGGAAGGGAUGGGAGAUGAGACUUACCCCCUAGCCAGGCAUGAUGACGGUUUACUGGAAGUCGUUGGAGUGUAUGGGUCUUUCCACUGUGCUCAGAUUCAAGUGAAACUGGCAAACCCUUUUCGAAUAGGACAAGCACAUACAGUUCGGCUGAUUCUGAAGUGUUCGAUGAUGCCGAUGCAGGUAGAUGGGGAGCCGUGGGCCCAGGGGCCCUGCACUGUCACCAUAACUCACAAGACGCAUGCUUCAGUGCUGUAUUUCUCUGGAGAACAGACAGAUGAUGACAUCUCUAGUGCUUCAGAUCAAGAGGACAUAAAGGAAACGGAGUAGACAAAUGAGAAAAUGAAAACUUAGUAUAGCAUCUGCACAAGCAUGUAGAUGCGUGUUUAUCCAAAAGCAGAAAUUCUCUAUCAGCUAUUCAGUCUUAAUUUCACUCAUAGUAUAAAUGGGUACACUUGUAAGGGCUGGACUCUAGGUCUGUGGUACAGCAUUAGCCUAACGCAGGCCCUAGGUUCAAUCCCAAGCACUGCAAAAAAAAAAAAAAAUACGGUAUUUUAAUGGGAUGACAUUUAUGUAAAUA
Molecule: messenger RNA, 2100 nt
Organism: Sciurus carolinensis (gray squirrel)
Lineage: Eukaryota; Metazoa; Chordata; Mammalia; Rodentia; Sciuridae
Gene: Dgke
Product: diacylglycerol kinase epsilon
Exons: 12
Coding region: 147-1850 (567 amino acids)
Molecular function (GO): ATP-dependent diacylglycerol kinase activity
Source: RefSeq, a predicted model, not a curated record